Malania oleifera is the source of this 1077-nucleotide messenger RNA. RefSeq names its product transcription factor MYB3-like. The record is from RefSeq and is a predicted model, not a curated record. The transcript is spliced from 3 exons. Bases 389 to 970 code for a protein of 193 amino acids. NCBI's taxonomy places the organism in Eukaryota, Viridiplantae, Streptophyta, Magnoliopsida, Santalales, Ximeniaceae.
UUUAUCAUACUUUCCUUUCUUGGGCCAACUGUGGAGCAGGUAGUUGGGAGAUCUAUUUGUCCAAUCCCCAGGAAGGGUAGAUGGGUGAGGGUCUGACCCCAAAUUUCCCCAGGCCAAUCAACAACACCCAUCCCCUUCCCUCCCCUCCUCUCCCCUGUUUUUUAGACCCUCUCUCUCUCUCUCUCUCUCUCUCUCUCUCUCUCUCUGCCCCCUCCCCCCGCCCCCCAACACUCACCACACUCUCUCUCACCACUCUACCCACUACGACCCAGACCAUCUCUCUCUCCCCCUCAACACUCACCACACUCUUCCACCACUCUAUCCUCUACGACCCACACCAUCUCUCUCUCUCUCUCUCAUUAUAUAGUUUCUUUCUUAAAAUUCCAAAAUGGCCCCAAAGAAUGAGGGAUCCUCUAAGAGGGUGUUGAACAAAGGAGCAUGGACAGCAGAGGAGGACUCAAAGCUAGCUCGGUGCAUAGAUACUCAUGGUGCCAAAAAGUGGAAAGCAGUGGCAGCUAAAGCAGGUUUGAACAGGUGUGGGAAGAGUUGCAGGCUGAGAUGGCUCAACUAUCUCAGACCAAACAUCAAGAGAGGCAACAUUUCUGACGAAGAGGAGGACUUGAUACUCAGGCUUCACGGGCUUCUUGGAAACAGGUGGUCACUGAUUGCGGGGAGGCUUCCAGGACGGACGGACAAUGAAAUCAAGAACUACUGGAAUUCUCAUUUGAGCAAGAAAGUGAAUCAAAAGGAGAAAACAGUAGAAACUUCGACGGCACAACAGAGUUCGCCUCCGAAGCCCUUGGGCGCUCCCGAUGUGGACAGAGAAGCCACCAAAGAAAAUGGUAACUCGGACAUGGGUUUAGACGUGAACGAGUUCUUCAAUUUCUCAACCGAGGGGACAUAUGGGUUGGACUGGGUUAACAAGUUUCUUGAACUAGACGAGGACCCAUGGACCAACGAGAGGAGGUGAGGGUGGUGGGGAUUGUAACGAAGAAGCGUCCCUUGUGAAAAAUUUUGUGCCUAUUUGAAUUGUGAAGUAAUGAAUAAAAUGCUCAUUGCUGCAAGAAUUUGAGCAAA